GGAGGGGGAGCAGCGGUGGCGCAAGCCGCGCGGAGCAGCGCAGCCCGGGUCAGCUCCCUGCUCCGCCGCCGCCGCCGCCUGCCGCCCCGGCCGGCAGCGCCGGCGCCCCAGCGGCCCCCGGAACACCUCCAGGCGGACGAAGGAGUCCAUGUUGGGGAACUUGGCGGCGGCGUGACGGGGACCUAGGGACCUGCAGUGGGGCCGCCACCGGAGCAAGCACGUCGACCUCGGCCUGAGGAAACCCUUUUUCAAGGAGAAAUGAAGAAGAAAACUGUAUAUACCGUAAAUGUGGGAGAUCAGGAGUAUGAAGAUAUGGAAGGUGAAGAAAACAAAGAUAAUACUGCUACCACUGGUCUGUUGUACAGUGAAGCUGACAGAUGUCCAAUAUGUCUUAAUUGCCUAUUAGAGAAGGAAGUUGGUUUUCCAGAAAGCUGUAAUCAUGUCUUCUGCAUGACUUGUAUUCUUAAAUGGGCAGAGACACUGGCUUCAUGUCCUGUUGACCGAAAACCUUUUCAGGCAGUGUUUAAAUUCAGUGCAUUGGAAGGUUACGUUAAGGUUCAAGUAAAAAGACAGUUGAGAGAAACAAAAGAAAAGAAAAAUGAAAGCUCUUUUAAGAAACAGCUCUCCUGUCAUGAAAAUUCUAAAAGCUGUAUGAGAAAAAAAGUCAUAAGAGAAGAUCUAUUAAGUGCAAAACUUUAUGACUUGAAGAUGAUACAUAGAAAUGCUAAAUACAGUGAAAUAGGAGGAAAGAAAAAUGCAACAAUAAAGAUAGAUAAGCCUCGAAGAUCAAAUCAGUGUACAAGUCAGUGCUUCAGAAAUUUUUUCUCCAAUAUGUUUUCUUCUAAUAGUCACACUGGAGAAUCUUCUUUUACCUGUAGAGCUUACUGUACAGAAUUUAUAGAAGUCAAUGAAAUCAGUGCAUUGAUUAGGCAGAAGAGACAGGAACUGGAAUUGUCAUGGUUUCCUGAUACAUUACCUGGAAUUGGAAGAAUUGAUUUUCUACCCUGGAAUAUUGAAACAGAAGUCCUUCCUCUCAUCUCUUCAAUGUUGCCAAGAGCUAUUUUUCCAACAAGUACCAUAUCUUCAGAAAAUUUUGGUACUUCUUGCAAGGGAUAUGCAUUAGCACAUACUCAAGAAGGAGAGGAGAAGAAACAAACUUCUGGUGCAUCAAACACCAGAGGAUCAAGACGAAAACCUGCAGCAACAGCUCCUACAAGGAGAUCUACACGUAACACGAGAGCUGAAACAGCCAGUCAGUCUCAGAGAUCCCCAGUAUCUGAUAAUUCUGGGUGUGAUGUCCCAGAUAACAGCAAUCCAUCUGUAAGUGUUUCCUCUUCAGCUGAGUCGGAAAAGCAAACAAGACAGGCUCCAAAACGGAAGUCUAUAAGAAGAGGAAGAAAACCACCUUUACUGAAAAAGAAACUUCGGAGCUCUGUACCUCCCCCUGAAAAAUCAUCUUCCAGUGAUUCCAUAGAUGAAGAAACAGCAGAAUCUGACACACCACCUGUGUUAGAGAAAGAGCACCAAUCAGAUAUAGAAAGUAGUAACACUUGUACUGUGCAGAUAGUAGACAGUGAGUCUGCUAAUGGCUUGAGAAGUUGUAGUGAGCAAAGAGAAGAAAGUGAGGAACAUACUGAGAACCAUGGUACAGAAGAACGAGUGAAAUCUUCAUAUUCUGAGUCUUGUGCCCAAGAUCCUCCUGUGCUAGUUGGAGAGGAGGAGGACAUUCAAAAAAUUGAGAAUACAGGUAUAGAGGCUAAUGUUUUGUGUUUAGAAAGUGAGAUUUCUAAAAAUAUUUCUGAAAAAGGAGGUGAUCCAUUGGAAAAUCAAGACCAAAUAUCUGGACCUUCAGAAUCAGAGGUAAAAGCAGAUAUAUGUACAGAUCAUCCUCCAAAUGAUCUUCUGACAUGUUCAGCAUCUGAAAUUGAAGUACAGCAACCUGUACCAAGCCUGGGUGAGUUGCCUGAGAAUGCAGAAUCAGUGGUUAAUGAAGAAAAAGUUAUAGAGAGUCCUGUAGUAGAAAAUAUUGAUCAUGAAGAUUCUACAGUAAAAACAGAGCAGCUUGUAGACAGCCCCAAAGUGGAAUCUUCUGAGGGUGAAAUUAUACAAACAGGGGACAAAAAAUCUAUUGAGAGCUCAGAGGUUCAGUUGCUUGGGCAUGUUGAAACUGAAGAUGCAAAAAUAAUUGCAAUGCAUGAUACUUCAGGGGAUAAAAAUUUCAAUAGCAUUCAAGACUCUGAAAAUAAUUUAUUAGAAAAUAAUGCAAAAUUAGACAAAUCUUUAGAAGAAAAGACUGAAUCUCUGAUUGAAUAUCCCAGAUCUACAGAAUUGCCUAAUAUACACAUUGAACAGAUUGAGAAGCAUUUUAGUGAGGACAAUAACGAAAUGAUACCUAUGGAAUGUGAUUCAUUUUGCAGUGACCAGAAUGAAUCUGAAAUUGAACCGUCUGUAAAUGCUGAUGCUAAACAAUUGAAUGAAAAUUCUGUGGAGCACAGUUCUCAAAAUAACAUGUCAUCUUCUGAUCCCACAAAUGAAAAGGUUGAAACUGUAUCUCAACCAUCUGAAAGCCCAAUAGAUAUGAUGGAUAAAGCCAAAAAGCCUCGUACUCGAAAAUCUAGAUUUCAUUCCCCAUCUACAACUUGGUCUCCCAACAAAGACAUUGCACGAGAAAAGAAACGGUCUCAGUCUCCGUCUCCCAAAAGAGAAACUGGAAAAGAAAGCAGGAAGUCUCGAUCACCAUCUCCCAAGAAAGAAUCUGCAAGAGGACGGAGAAAAUCUCGUUCUCAGUCCCCCAAAAAGGAUAUUACUAGAGAAAGGAGGGGAUCUCAGUCUCGAUCUCCAAAAAGAGAUAGCACUAGGGAAGGCAAAAGAUCUGAAUCACUCUCCCCAAAAAGAGACUCUUCUAGAGAGAACAGAACAUCUCAGUCAAGAGUGAAAGAUUCCUCCCCAAGGGAAAAAUCCAGGUCCCGGAGCAGAGAAAGAGAAAGUGAUAGAGAUGGGCCGAGGAGAGAUCGAGAUAGAGAAAGGAGAACCAGAAGGUGGUCUAGGUCCAAAUCUCGUUCUAGGUCACCAUCAAGAUCUAGAACAAAAAGCAAGAGUUCAUCAUUUGGUAGAAAUGACAGAGAUAGUUACUCUCCUCGGUGGAAGGAAAGAUGGACAAAUGAUGGUUGGAGAUGUCCACGGGGAAAUGAUCGGUACAGAAAGAAUGACCCUGAGAAACAGAAUGAAAAUACAAGGAAAGAAAAAACUGACAUCAGUCCAGAUGCUGAUGAUCCAAAUUCUGCUGACAAACAUAGAAAUGACUGUCCCACUUGGGUAACAGAAAAAAUAAAUUCUGGACCUGAUCCAAGGACCAGAAAUCCAGAAAAGUCAAAAGAUUCUCAUUGGGAAGAAAAUAGAAAUGAAAAUUCAGGGAAUUCUUGGAAUAAAAACUUUGGUUCAGGUUGGAUGUCUAACCGUGGUAGAGGUCACCGUGGCAGAGGCACUUACAGAGGCAGUUUUGCCUAUACAGAUCAAAACGAAAAUCGGUGGCAAAACCGAAAACCCCUCUCAGGGAAUUCAAAUAGUUCAGGGAAUGAGUCUUUCAAGUUUGUGGAACAGCAACCCUAUAAACGCAAGAGUGAGCAAGAGUUCUCAUUUGAUACACCGGCAGAUAGAUCAGGGUGGACAUCUGCUUCUAGUUGGGCUGUGAGAAAGACUCUACCAGCAGAUGUCCAAAACUAUUAUUCACGACGAGGGAGGAAUUCUUCAGGUCCACAGUCCGGAUGGAUGAGACAAGAAGAGGAAACAACUGAACAGGAUUCUAACCUUAAAGACCAAACAAACCAACAAAGUGAUGGUUCUCAGCUACCUAUAAAUAUGAUGCAACCACAAAUGAAUGUAAUGCAGCAACAAAUGAAUGCACAACACCAGCCUAUGAACAUCUUCCCAUAUCCAGUGGGUGUUCAUGCUCCUUUGAUGAACAUCCAACGUAAUCCAUUUAACAUUCAUCCUCAGCUACCCUUGCAUCUGCACACGGGAGUGCCUCUCAUGCCGGUAGCUGCUCCUACCAGUGUAACUCAGGGACUGCCACCACCACCACCCCCUCCCCCACCAUCCCAAGUCAACUACAUUGCUUCACAGCCAGAUGGAAACCAAUUGCAGGGUAUUCCUAGUGCUUCUCAUGUAAGUAAUAACAUGAGUACACCAGUCUUGCCUGCUCCAACAGCAGCCCCAGGAAAUAUGGGAACAGUUCAGGGACCAAGUUCUGGUAAUACUUCUUCAUCAAGUCACAACAAAGCCUCUAAUGCUGCUGUAAAAUUGGCAGAAAGCAAAGUAAGUGUUACAGUGGAAGCCAGCGCAGAUAGCUCGAAGACAGACAAGAAAUUGCAAAUUCAAGAAAAAGCAGCACAGGAGGUAAAAUUGGCCAUUAAGCCAUUUUACCAAAAUAAAGAUAUCACCAAGGAAGAAUAUAAAGAGAUUGUACGGAAAGCAGUAGAUAAAGUUUGUCAUAGUAAGAGUGGAGAAGUAAAUUCUACUAAAGUGGCAAAUCUGGUUAAAGCUUAUGUAGACAAAUACAAGUAUUCACGGAAGGGAAGCCAAAAGAAAACUCUGGAAGAACCUGUUUCUACUGAAAAAAACAUAGGCUGAAAUGGGGAGCACCGUAAAAGACACUAUCAAGAUAUCUGCAAAGUGCAAUUUCAACAUGUACCUUUAACUAAAAAUCAUACAUAACUGUGAUUGAAAUUUGGUUUUGAUAAAAUUAUUUUUUUUAAUGUAGGAUAUAAUGUUUUGUUCUAAGUAAAUAUAGUUCUGCACUGCAACUUCUAUAUCAUUUCCCCCCCCCCCCCAAAUGAAAGAAAAUCCUAGGGAAAGUAAAGGGUUAAAGGAAUGUGCGUUUUUACUACGACUGUGUUACAGUGUGGAUACUGGAAGAUGUACAGCUUUUUGAUUUGAACAAUGAAGUGCAUAAAUUAGCAACUUCUAAGUGCACUGGUUUGGAAGAUAGAUAUAUAUAUAAUACAUUUAUUCUGUCAGGCUAAAAAUAAAGUAUGAUCUUUAUGAUUUUUCUCUCUAAUUAUAGAAAGUUAAAUAAUGUAUUACCAUGAAAAAUAUUUCUAAUAACAGAACAUACCAAUUGCAGGGUUCCUAAUGUGUAUUUUUAAAGCACACAUCUGAAUAAAUUGUUUAGAUAGAAAACAAAUUAUCACGAGUCAAAUUCAGUGUUCAAAACUUUGAACACUGUUCACCUAUUGUAUCACCAAAUAAAGGUUAUGCUGCUUGU
Ceratotherium simum simum (southern white rhinoceros) is the source of this 5263-nucleotide messenger RNA. It is a transcript of the gene SCAF11, whose product is annotated as SR-related CTD associated factor 11. The record is from RefSeq and is a predicted model, not a curated record. NCBI's taxonomy places the organism in Eukaryota, Metazoa, Chordata, Mammalia, Perissodactyla, Rhinocerotidae. Gene Ontology annotation, molecular function: RNA binding. Gene Ontology annotation, biological process: spliceosomal complex assembly.